This is a messenger RNA of Silurus meridionalis, 2136 nucleotides long. It is a transcript of the gene fam20b, whose product is annotated as FAM20B glycosaminoglycan xylosylkinase. Gene Ontology annotation, molecular function: phosphotransferase activity, alcohol group as acceptor. Bases 258 to 1487 code for a protein of 409 amino acids. NCBI's taxonomy places the organism in Eukaryota, Metazoa, Chordata, Actinopteri, Siluriformes, Siluridae. The record is from RefSeq and is a predicted model, not a curated record. The transcript has 8 exons. Gene Ontology annotation, biological process: protein phosphorylation. Gene Ontology annotation, cellular component: Golgi apparatus.
UUUAAGCCGAAAGGUGACGCUUGAACGGUGUGUGUACAAGCACACACACACACACACACACACGCAAACGCAAGACGGACUUGAUGAGACGCGUUUGCACAGUGGAUCAGUCUUCUGCAUCAAACUCGAACACCUUGAUCUGUGCAUGAAGGAGCCCCUGGUUCUCCUCUGCGAGUGUUUUCUCUGGUGGUGCACAGUAGUUGAGGCUCUGCCAUGCCCAGGGCGUGACCCAUCGUGUUACCUUCUCCUCCUUCAUCAUGAAGCUGAAGCAGCGUGUGGUGGUGCUGUGCGGUGUGCUGCUGUUGCUGGGCCUGGCCAAGCUUUUCCUGCUGGAUGGAGGCGAAGGCUCAGCUGCCAGCCGCCGUGACCUGCGUGCCUUCCGCAAGAUGGAGGCCAGCCUAGCUCUGGCCAAGAAUGCCCGUCUUACACACACGUUGCAGUCACCGUGGGAGGUGGCGGCACAGUGGGUGGGGCCACGUGAGGUUUACCCAGAUGAGACCCCUGAGCUGGCCGCUGUACUCAGUGCCUUGACCAGCGCCCGAAUCCAGAGAGCCGACGUCGGCUAUAAAGGCACCCAGCUUAAAGCACUUCUGGUGCUCGAUGGAGGACAGAAGGUGGUGUUCAAGCCCAAGAGGUACAACAGAGAUUAUGUGGUUGAAGGAGAGCCCUAUGCAGGCUACGACAGGCAUAAUGCAGAGGUCGCUGCUUUUCACCUGGAUAGGAUCCUAGGCUUUCGGAGAGCACCUCUAGUGGUGGGGAGAUUUGUGAACCUCCGCACAGAGAUUAAGCCCGUUGCAACGGAGCAGCUGCUGAGCACGUUUCUCAUGCACGGGAAUAAUACCUGCUUCUUUGGGAAGUGUUAUUACUGCCGGGAGAGUGAACCUGCAUGUGCUGAGGGCGACAUCAUGGAGGGGUCAGUGACGCUCUGGCUUCCUGAUGUCUGGCCAUUGCAGAAACACAGACAUCCCUGGGGACGCACAUACAGAGAGGGCAAACUCGCCAGGUGGGAAUAUGAUGAGAGUUACUGUGAAGCAGUAAAGAAGAUGCCUCCAUACGAUGCGGGUCCGCGCCUCUUGGACGUGAUCGACACGUCGAUUUUCGAUUACCUGAUCGGCAAUGCAGAUCGGCAUCACUACGAGAGUUUCCAAGACGACGGUGGAGCCAGCAUGCUCAUUCUACUGGACAAUGCGAAAAGUUUCGGGAACCCAGCUUUAGAUGAAAGAAGCAUUCUGGCUCCUCUCUAUCAGUGCUGCAUGGUACGCGUGUCCACUUGGAACAGAUUAAACCUGCUGAAGGGCGGGGCUCUGAGUUCAGCGAUGCGUCAGGCCACGGCCCACGACCCAGCCCACCCAGUUUUGACUGAGGCUCACCUCGCUGCACUCGACCGGCGUCUCAGCGGCAUCCUAGCCAACAUACGCCAGUGCAUAGAGAUGCAGGGAGCAGAGAGCACACUUAUCGAAGACCGCAUGAACCUCCCUCACCCCUAAACGCGAGACAGAGCGUACGAGAGAGGGGGGGGAUUGGUAGCAUUUUCAAAUGAAUUGAAUGCUGCCUGUCAGUGCAGACUCAUGCCUUCAGAGGCUCACUUCCUGCAUUGCAAGAAGACCUUAAAACUGUGGGAAGUUACCUCAACCCAAGCAGGAAGUCGUCUCAUAACGCAGUAACAUUGGUGCAGACCCUUGUUUUUCCACAAACCAAAAAUGUUAUUUUUCUCAAAUUUACACACACACACACACCUUUCUAAACUUUUUUCUGUCUACAUUCUUCACAACAUGGAUCCACACAGUACCAAUGUGUUCCUAUUUCCUUGCAAUGUUCUUACUUGGCCUAAUAUUUUUUUUUUUCCUAUGAUUUUCUCUCUCUCGCUGUCUCCAAUUUUAACAAGCGGCCUGAAAUGGUGACAUCGCCUGGUCCUGUACGGGCUCAGGGACAUUCCAGAGCAGCUGUAGGGACGUUCUCAGGCCCGGGCUGCCCCAUACUGUAUAUCAAGGGGAGCACCAGUAAAAUUUUGCCACUGACAUUAUAAAUCAAAGCAUUAACAGACUUUUGGCGGAUAGCCUACCAAAAAAAAAAAAAAAAAACACAAAAAAAAAAACCAGAUUGUACAUAAGCAACUAUUUAAUGACGAUAUUGAAA